GAAAAACCCUCACUUUCUCUAAAACCAACUCUCAAAAGCCUCCACUUUAAACCAAUCUUUCCAGAGAAUCCGAGAGAAAGCGAAAGCAAAAGGAUAUGAACUCAAAAACCGAAAGGCUGGUGAGGAGGACGACCAUGGUGGCCACUGUCACUGCUGCCUAUUUCCUCUUGACUGCUGAUUACGGCUCCGAGCCCAACGCUCUCGACCCUAUUAAGAAAGCUAUACAGUCUGCAGAAGGUUCUGUGAAAGACUUCAUUUUCGGAUCAAAGAGUCCACCUCAGGAAAGCAAAAUCGAGAAGCUGGGCGCUGCUGAUGCAAAGGACCGUCCUUAGUUUAAUAGGCAGCUGAUUAUGAAUAGAAAGAUCGUCGGUCUGAGAAUGAUGUUACAGUUGUGUUAAGUUUCUGUGGGGUGAUAUUUGGACCUUGUGUACCUUUUGCAGAAAGAUAGUUUCAUGCUUGGUUUUAUGUAUGAUAUUCUCCUUGCUGCUGAUAUAGAACUCAACUCAGUGCGGAUAUGAUUAUGAUGUUCACUA
Pyrus x bretschneideri (Chinese white pear) is the source of this 533-nucleotide messenger RNA. RefSeq lists its product as uncharacterized. Bases 96 to 332 code for a protein of 78 amino acids. The record is from RefSeq and is a predicted model, not a curated record. The transcript has 2 exons. NCBI's taxonomy places the organism in Eukaryota, Viridiplantae, Streptophyta, Magnoliopsida, Rosales, Rosaceae.